UGUGAACAUUUCUGGGAGUGAAAAAGGAACAGAUGAAUGGGUUAUAAGUCUUAUUCCUAAAUUAAUGGUACCUUUAAUGGUACUGUUUGUACUAAUUUAGACCAAGUAAAAAGGGUUCGUGUUGUUACUGACAUACUGAAAUAUUCCAUGUGAAUGUGGUGGGUGUGGUGAAUGUGGAGCCGUUUGUCCCUUCACAGGUAUAUAAGAGAAGCCUCAGUAGACUUGUUAUUCUACAGACAUAAGACAGACUGCAAACUUUCCAGUGUAUUUACAGCAUUGGAGCUUUCGAUUCUAACUUACAGGCAACAUGAAGCUUUUGAUCUUUGGUGUGAUUUUGAUUGCUACACAUACUGGAGCCCAAGAUCUGGAAAAAAAGCUUUGUUACACUCAGUGGUUUGACCGGGACAAUCCCAGUGGGAAUGGCGAUAAUGAAACCUUGCGAGACUUGAGAGCAGAGUAUCCAAGAAUGAUCUGUUCCAAACCUCUGACCAUUCAGGCUGCAACACUCACUGGUGUUCCUGCAGAAAGCAUUGGACAAGUGUUUCAAGUGUAUGAUACAGUUUCUGGAUUUGCCUGUGUCAGUUCUCAACAAAAGAAUGAUGAAUGCUGUUUGGACUAUAAGGUGCGUUUUGGAUGCCCAUGCCCUUGGCCCCCAUUCAAGCCUGAAGUGGAGUAGAUCCCAGCCUAGAACUUUUACUUAGAUACUGCACACAUGCAUGCUUGUUUCUUCAGCCAUUUUAUUAAACAAUUUAAAAGGCUGUUUUUCUUUUUUCUUUUUAAAAUGUCUAAAAUGUCACUGAGUAUAUCUUGUUUUUGAGAUGAUUAACUUUUUCACUUGUAUUCUUAGACAUUUGGUGAUUAGGUUAUUGACUGUAGCAUGUUCUUUGUAUGCUGUUCUCAUUACGAAUUAAAGAAUGCAAACAUAUGGGAUUUAAAUCAUACGUUAUCUAGUCAGUUACUUUGCAAAACUAUAGUUUUAUUAAUGGAAGUGUCAGUGUUUGUUUUUUUAAAUUCUGGUUUUGAUAAGUAUUGUGUGUGUGUGAGUGGCAGGGCAGAUUAUGUUUUUAUAUGUUAUUAUAUCUUGCUUCAACAGUGGCAAGACAACUCCCUGAGACAACUAGAAGUUAAAAUAAUGAGAGAAACAUACUUUGAAAGGGAACACAUCCUAUUCUGUGUGAACAGAUAUUGGGAUUAUAAAUCGUUACUCGUCCACAUUAUAUACCUUAAAAUCAAACAGUACUAGGUGUGUUGAAAGGAGGUUCAGUAUCAGCAUCAUAGUAAAUGGUCUGCACUUAUAUAGCGCUUUUAUCCAAAGUGCUUUACACUGUGUCUCAUUCACCCAUUCACACACACACUCACACACCAAUGGUAGCAGAGCUGCCAUGCAAGGCGCUAACUUGCCAUCGGCAGCAACUUGGGUUCAGUGUCUUGCCCAAGGUCACUUGGACUAUGUGGAGUCAUGUGGGCCGGGAAUCGAACCGCCAACCCUACGAUUAGUGGACAACCCCGUAGUCAUAGUCAUAGUCAGUGUGAUUCUGCAGUUUGUAGUUUCUUUGGUCUCUAGACUGUUUACAUCAACUGUAU
Messenger RNA from Ictalurus furcatus (blue catfish), 1584 nucleotides. Its product is annotated as cartilage intermediate layer protein 1-like. Bases 308 to 676 code for a protein of 122 amino acids. The record is from RefSeq and is a predicted model, not a curated record. Lineage: Eukaryota; Metazoa; Chordata; Actinopteri; Siluriformes; Ictaluridae. The transcript is spliced from 6 exons.